UAUUUCAACGGAAGUUUUCUAUCGAGUUGAAGUUCGCUAGCCAAUAGAUUUGGUAUCAUCGCGAGUUAGAUUUGUCUUACGAUGAAUAUCCUUCAGCAAGUUAUACGUUACCUACUAAUUUUGACCGUGGUCAAAGGACAUGGGGUGGAUUCAUACGAGGUCUGCACGGAAUGCAAUAUGGAUUUGAUAGUGAAAGACUUGGAUCAAUGUGACCGAUUCUGUAGCGUUAAUCCUGACUCCAAUCAAACUGAUUUGAAGUUCUCCUUGGAGUUAGUUUGUCGGACCGAAACAUUCCUUUAUAUUCGAGUGGAUACGGAUUUGAGUGCUGAUGAUAUAGACGCAGUUAUUUACAAAUUUCACAAAUUUGAAGCUGAUGGGGUCAGUCAGCCUUUCUAUUACCACGAAAACAGGAUGCUGGAUAUAAAGUUCAGUAACCUGACUGAAGAUAGCGUAUACAAAAUGUCUGUGAUGGCCUAUAACAAGGAUUUGCAGUUGAUUGGCAAGAGCAUGGAGUAUCGUUUCUUCACUUUAAGAGGGAGAGAUGUUCCAGAUGUGGUACGCAGGAUUACACUUCAGAAUAUAACUUUGGAUGAAACUCAUCCAAAUAAAGUGAAAGCCCUGGUGGCAUGGGAACCUCCCGCAGACAGAAAUUGCGACUAUGAGAUCGUCUCGAUUAUUGAAGGUGAGAUUCCGACCAGAACUGAAAACAGUGGCCCCGAUCGAGAUAUGUUUUACUCCGAAAUAACUAACAUUGAAAUGGAGAAGCGUUUGGACAUUGGAGUACGAGCCAUUAGUGCAUCCUAUUUAGAGGGUGAACUGAGAUGGGCAACAUUUAAGAUACCAACUUGUUUAAGCUUGUUCGAGGACGAUUUAUCAAUGUGCCAACCAGAAAAACCUGAAGGUCUUCAAUUCAAUCUAAAUUACGUCUUCAUUGGAUAUCCUUCAAUGGAGAUUACCUGGGAUAAGCCUAGGCUGCUCCCUGAUUAUUACGAGGUCCUCAUUUCGGUUUUGUCUCCAAAAAUCACAACUUCUACGUACAAACACGCCGUUCUCGGCACCGAGACUAGGCUAAUCAUCGAAAGUUUUAAUGGGACCGGAUUUGAAGUUGAAGUAAGCCUUGAGGCCCAUUCCAAAGGUGGAGCCUCGAAAGCGGUAGUGGUCAGGUCGCUACUUCAGAUGCAAGAGGAAAUUGAUAAACCUGAUGUGAUGAUAAUUGCUAUACCAUUUAUGUGUAUUGGAGUCUUAGUUUUUAUAGUUCCUAUGUUUGUUUCUAUGAUUGUGAUGGUGAAAAGCGCGAAAUCUCUCAAACGUAAAAAGGCUAAUCAGGGCAAGAAACUUAAAAGAAUAGUGCGAGGAUAUGUGGUAGCAAAAGUUUUAGAUAACACUCUCAAGGAAGUGGUUGCAAAAUGAUAGUUCCGAAGUGGAAGCUAAGAUGAAUGUUUACAGAAGAUAGUUGUAUAAAUAGGAUUAAGAGAAUUUUAAAAAUAAAUAAUUAGACUAGAACAA
Molecule: messenger RNA, 1506 nt
Organism: Hermetia illucens (black soldier fly)
Lineage: Eukaryota; Metazoa; Arthropoda; Insecta; Diptera; Stratiomyidae
Product: tyrosine-protein kinase receptor torso-like
Exons: 1
Coding region: 82-1410 (442 amino acids)
Molecular function (GO): protein binding
Source: RefSeq, a predicted model, not a curated record